Porites lobata is the source of this 549-nucleotide messenger RNA. Lineage: Eukaryota; Metazoa; Cnidaria; Anthozoa; Scleractinia; Poritidae. The record is from the annotation of a GenBank genome assembly.
AUCUCGGAGAGUUACAGCGCGCCUCCUGGGCGAGAGCUGGUGAUCAAUGGAGGCUUCAAGGAUACACUGAAGGUGUGGUCAUCUGACACAUCACGACAAGAUAUAAGAGAGCUCGCAUCAGAUCAUGAGGAGGCAGAUACUAGAAUAGUACUGCAUGCCCGAGACGUAGCAGCAAGAGGGUACAAGCAAGUCAACAUUUUGUGUCGUGAUACGGACGUUCUUGUCCUCCUUUUGGCACACCGAGAGCAGCUUUGUCAAGAGAUAUGGAUGUUUGCGGGUACAUCAAGACAAAGGCGUUACAUACCAGUUCACAGAAUCCCGCUCUCCGAGGAGAAGAGGAAGUCGCCUCUGGCAUUUCAUGCCAUUACUGGCUGUGGUACGACAAGCCAGUUCUAUGGUGUGGGCAAGGCUUCGGCAUGGAAAGUCUUCGAAGAUGCACCUAACCUCUUGGAACACCUUGGAGAAGAAAGCCAAAUCAGUGCUGCCGUUCUUGCCAAAGCUGAAGCCUUUGUAUGCAAACUCUACAAUCCGGGAACACAAAAGGUGGAA